CGCGUGCCACAAAGAUCGCGGCCGUAGAAGAAGAAGAGGUCCCACCUCCUGUCCAAUUACCUUGCUUCACCGAGUGCGCAUGCGCAGUUAUCUCAUGUGCGGUACGUCGUGCCCGGUGGAGGUCACAGACAUCUGAGAGGAAACUAAGUUUGCUGUCAUGGCGAAGCUGUUCGAGUCGAUCGGGAAGUUGGGGCUGGCCCUCGCCAUCGGUGGCGGUGUGGUGAACUCUGCCCUCUUCAACGUUGACGCAGGGCACCGGGCGGUCAUAUUCGACAGGUUCAGAGGAGUGCAAGAAAUUGUUGUCGGUGAAGGGACCCACUUCCUCAUCCCCUGGGUGCAGAAACCCAUUGUCUUCGAUUGCCGUUCCCGUCCACGCAACGUGCCUGUCAUCACCGGCAGCAAAGAUCUGCAGAAUGUAAACAUCACAUUGCGUAUCCUCUUCCGGCCGGUGGCCAGCCAGCUGCCACGCAUCUUCACCAGUAUUGGCGAGGACUACGAUGAGAGGGUGCUGCCGUCCAUCACCACAGAGGUCUUAAAGGCUGUAGUGGCUCGGUUUGAUGCAGGAGAGCUCAUCACCCAGAGAGAGCUUGUGUCCCGGCAGGUCAGCGAGGACCUUACAGAGAGAGCCAACACCUUUGGCCUCAUUUUGGAUGACGUUUCACUGACACACUUGACCUUUGGCAAAGAAUUCACAGAGGCUGUUGAGAUGAAGCAGGUGGCUCAGCAGGAGGCGGAGAGGGCCCGUUUUGUUGUAGAAAAGGCAGAGCAACAGAAGCAGGCUGCCAUCAUCUCUGCAGAGGGAGACUCCCAAGCUGCCUUGCUGAUCGCCAACUCCCUAAUGGCGGCCGGCGACGGUCUGGUGGAGCUGCGUAAGCUGGAGGCAGCCGAGGACAUCGCCUUCCAGCUCUCCCGCUCCCGCAACAUCACUUACCUGCCCCCGGGACAGAGCACGCUGCUCCAGUUGCCCCAGUGAUUAGCAUCUCGCCCCAACAUGUCCACACCACCACCACUCGUGAUGUCUCCACCUGUUACCCGAGCCUUGGAAGGGGUGGUUGGAGGAUUCACACACAUUCACUCUUUCUCUAACCAACUCUGGACUGGGCUCUGCUGACAGUAGCAUUGUAGGAGACAAAGUGAGAGGACUGAGAUGGACACAUUUACGAAGUCCACCCAUGUGUAAAGAAGUGGAGAGGGGUUAACUGCUAAAUCUGUGUUAGCCCCUUAUAUAUUAUACAUACUACUUUGUUUGGAGAAGCAUUGACAAUGCAGUAAACUCGCUAAAGAUGUGUCCUUUGCUUCAUUGUUUCCGAUUCAGAGCACUAGAUGUGUAGAAAACAACCGUGAUUAUUUACAUGGAGAGUAAACAGUGAUAAAAAGAUGAAAAGCUCUGUUAUUGUUGUGCCACAGUGUUCCAAACUGUUCGUUUAAAUAUAUUCAAAUCCGUAAUGAAAGGCUGUACUUUGCGUUCAAGUACUAAGACAUAACUGACUGGAAAUGGUUUGUUCUUCUGAAUCAAAAUUCUGACAUGCAUCUGCCUUGUCGCAAGUUUUUUGUCUUUCCAACCCCAGUCAAUUGGAAUGUGCCUGUCAGAAAGUAGAUAACGAUGAUGACAACAAGCCCCAUGUUUCACAAAUGGCUCAUCUUCAUAAAUAAAUUGUCUUUCUACCUCCCA
Messenger RNA from Scophthalmus maximus (turbot), 1672 nucleotides. It is a transcript of the gene phb1, whose product is annotated as prohibitin. Gene Ontology annotation, cellular component: membrane; mitochondrion. The record is from RefSeq and is a predicted model, not a curated record. The coding region runs from base 158 to 973 and encodes 271 amino acids. Lineage: Eukaryota; Metazoa; Chordata; Actinopteri; Pleuronectiformes; Scophthalmidae. The transcript has 7 exons. Gene Ontology annotation, biological process: mitochondrion organization.